AUGGAGCUUUCUGCCGUCGGAGAAAGCGUCUUCGCGGCGGAGUCCAUCAUCAAGCGACGGAUCAGACGGGGUCGUUGGGAAUAUCUGGUGAAAUGGAAGGGCUGGUCUCACAAGUACAGCACAUGGGAACCAGAAGAGAACAUUUUGGAUGAGCGCCUCCUGGCAGCAUUUGAAGAGAGGGAACGCGAGAGAGAGCUUUUCGGGCCCAAAAAGCGAGGACCCAAACCUGAGACGUUUCUCUUGAAGGCCAAGGCCAGAGAGAAAACAUAUGAAUUUCGACAAGAACCAGUCCAGGUUUCCUAUCCAGUCCCAGAGCCCGUCGCGACUCCAAGGGCCCGGGAGGGUCUGCGUGCUGUGGUGCCCACUAUCUUUCCUCCAAGCGCCGUCAACAGAGGGGAGAGCGUUGCUGGCCAAGCGCUAGAACUGGAACGGAGGUCCCGACCCAUGGCGAGUUCUUAUCAAGAACCGGGUCCCAAAAAGAGAGGACGAAAACCAAAAUUGCGUCCGCAUUACAACCGGGUUGAGGAGGAAGAUGCGGAACCGGCCCCCAAAAUGUCCAGACGCUUAACUCACGACAGGGCAACUUCUGACCUGAUCCAGUUAACCAAAAGGUUCCAGGAGGAGACCACCAUUACACCCAAGUCCGAAAGCGACCGAAGAAGCAGAACUCACUACCUAGCCGUUCUGAAGCACCACGACAAGCGGAUUGAGCUGCCGAUAGCCACAGGAGAAGACCUCGGGGUGGUGUGUCCCCCCACGCCUCCCGGCUCCUCGUGGACCCCACAUUUCAGCAACAUGGACACGGUGACGGUAACUGACGUCACCAUGAACCUUCUCACCGUCACAGUCAGAGAAAACUACACCGACAAAGGCUUCUUUAGAGGAAAAAGAUGA
Nerophis lumbriciformis (worm pipefish) is the source of this 894-nucleotide messenger RNA. NCBI's taxonomy places the organism in Eukaryota, Metazoa, Chordata, Actinopteri, Syngnathiformes, Syngnathidae. The record is from RefSeq and is a predicted model, not a curated record.